AUGGAUAGAAAAAGGCCAUCGUCUUCCAAAUCAUCGAAAAAGCAACAUUCUUCCAAACAAAAUGCUGAAGAAACGACGAGAAAAACAAGGAGCAUGUCUGGAAAAAAUUAUAAAAGAUUAAUUUACAACGAAGAUAGUUCUUCAGACGAAAUGGUGAACGCAGAUUGGUCACGAUUCGAAAACGAUCAUUGUCCUUCCACUAGCAAGGCUGGAAAUUCCAAUGAAAAAAAUCAAGACGAUUCUUCUGACGAGAGCUUGGAAGAUAUUAGUUUUUCAGAUUCUGAUUCAACAGCUAGUGAGAAAAGAUUUAAGAAAGAAACCAAUUCUGCAACAUUUCCAAGCAGUUCGGAUCUUGCCGACUCUAGAAGUUCUUCGCCAUUUCUUUUUUGGGGUAAGAAUGCCAUCAAGCCAAAUGAACCAUUAAAGUGUUCUGAACGUGACCUUGUGCAUGAUGAUAUGGAAGAUGUGGAUGGUGCAACUGCACCAAGUACUUCAAAGGAUAUAGACAAAGAAAUCAGAAGUAAAGACUGGGAAAAGUGGAGGAUUAAAGCAGCUCAACAAAAGCUAGUGGAGAGAAUAAAAAAGUUGAAAAGAUCCAAAAGAAACGCUGUUAAAAAGCCUCGAGAUGAAGAUUCGAAUGAAAAUCUCCUGGAUGCGAAGUCACCACCUGUGACUGCUGAACAUGAAGGAAUUCCAAAAAGAAAGUGA
Messenger RNA from Argiope bruennichi, 708 nucleotides. RefSeq names its product protein starmaker-like. Bases 1 to 708 code for a protein of 235 amino acids. The transcript has a single exon. NCBI's taxonomy places the organism in Eukaryota, Metazoa, Arthropoda, Arachnida, Araneae, Araneidae. The record is from RefSeq and is a predicted model, not a curated record.